Molecule: messenger RNA, 489 nt
Organism: Mesoplodon densirostris (Blainville's beaked whale)
Lineage: Eukaryota; Metazoa; Chordata; Mammalia; Artiodactyla; Ziphiidae
Gene: TNNC2
Product: troponin C2, fast skeletal type
Exons: 6
Coding region: 1-489 (162 amino acids)
Cellular component (GO): myosin II complex
Molecular function (GO): calcium ion binding
Source: RefSeq, a predicted model, not a curated record
AUGGUAAGGACGGACCAGCAGGCUGAGGCCCGGUCCUACCUCAGCGAGGAGAUGAUCGCUGAGUUCAAGGCCGCCUUCGACAUGUUUGACGCCGAUGGCGGCGGGGACAUCAGCGUCAAGGAGUUGGGCACGGUGAUGAGGAUGCUGGGCCAGACACCCACCAAAGAGGAGCUGGACGCCAUCAUCGAGGAGGUGGAUGAGGACGGCAGCGGCACCAUCGACUUCGAGGAGUUCUUGGUCAUGAUGGUGCGCCAGAUGAAAGAGGACGCCAAGGGGAAGAGUGAGGAGGAGCUGGCUGAGUGUUUCCGCAUCUUUGACAGGAACGCAGACGGCUACAUCGAUGCUGAGGAACUGGCUGAGAUUUUCCGGGCCUCCGGGGAGCACGUGACGGACGAGGAGCUCGAAUCCCUGAUGAAGGACGGGGACAAGAACAACGACGGCCGCAUUGACUUCGACGAGUUCCUGAAGAUGAUGGAGGGCGUGCAGUAA